UGUAUUUCACAUGUAUUAUCACUUCACAACCACAUCUGCCUCUUCAACUCAGGCCUUAAUCUACAAUAUUCCAUAAUCAAUUUCAACAAUGGCCAAUCUCCGUAUCCCAUCAUUUAUCUUACCAAUUUUCCUUUUCGCUUUGUCUUCAUUAAGCUACAAUGCUAAUCUGGUGGAUGCUCGCCAACUUUUGGAGACACCAUUGCCGGAGAUACCCAAGCCUGUAUUGCCAGAGCUACCACCAUUGCCUAAGGUUGAUUUGCGGCCAAAACCUAAGCUUCCAAAGCCUAAGCUUCCCAGAGAACCUGAGCUCCCAAAGCCGGAGCUUCCCAGAGAGCCUGAGCUCCCAAAGCCGGAGAUUCCCAAAGAGCCUGAGCUCCCAAAGCCCGAGCUUCCCAGAGAGCCUGAGCUCCCAAAGCCGGAGCUUCCCAGAGAGCCUGAGCUCCCAAAGCCCGAGCUUCCCAGAGAGCCUGAGCUCCCAAAGCCCGAGCUUCCCAGAGAGCCGGAGCUCCCAAAGCCGGAGCUUCCCAGAGAGCCUGAGCUCCCAAAGCCCGAGCUUCCCAGAGAGCCUGAGCUCCCAAAGCCGGAGCUUCCCAGAGAGCCUGAGCUCCCAAAGCCCGAGCUUCCCAGAGAGCCUGAGCUCCCAAAGCCGGAGCUUCCCAGAGAGCCUGAGCUCCCAAAACCGGAGCUUCCCAGAGAGCCUGAGCUCCCAAAGCCCGAGCUUCCCAGAGAGCCUGAGCUCCCAAAGCCCGAGCUUCCCAGAGAGCCUGAGCUCCCAAAACCGGAGCUUCCCAGAGAGCCUGAGCUCCCAAAGCCCGAGCUUCCCAGAGAGCCCGAGCUCCCAAAGCCCGAGCUUCCCAGAGAGCCUGAGCUCCCAAAACCCGAGCUUCCCAGAGAGCCUGAGCUUCCCAAAAUGCCUUAGCUCCCCAAGGUGCCGGAGUUGCCAGCAGUUCCUCACUUGCCUGACCUUGACAGGCCCACAUUGCCCAAGGACUUUCCUGUGAUCCAUCCUUGAAUUAGUCUGUAUAAAUAAUAUCUAAUUUAUGUACUUUAUUUAUAUCGUCUAAGUGUGCUUGCUUGAGCUUAUUUGACGUUUCAGUAUCGGGAGGGUGAUUCAUUGUGGUUUCUCUAUGUAUAUAUUUAUUAUUAAUUUAUGAUUCUUGUUUAAGUUUCUCAUA
Mangifera indica (mango) is the source of this 1175-nucleotide messenger RNA. Its product is annotated as protein PELPK1. Bases 89 to 919 code for a protein of 276 amino acids. The transcript has a single exon. NCBI's taxonomy places the organism in Eukaryota, Viridiplantae, Streptophyta, Magnoliopsida, Sapindales, Anacardiaceae. The record is from RefSeq and is a predicted model, not a curated record.